Naegleria lovaniensis is the source of this 3429-nucleotide messenger RNA. RefSeq lists its product as uncharacterized. The record is from RefSeq and is a predicted model, not a curated record. NCBI's taxonomy places the organism in Eukaryota, Heterolobosea, Eutetramitea, Acrasida, Naegleriidae. The coding region runs from base 1 to 3429 and encodes 1142 amino acids. The transcript has a single exon.
AUGCUGCAGCUUGCUCCAAGCACACAAGCCUCAUUGUCUACGAACGAAUCCGACCUUCAGAGUAGUGGGCUUGCUAGCAAUUCAAUAGUGGAAAAUAACAAGCAGUUCAACAACAACAACACAGACGAUAAUCAUCUGAAACGGAUGGAGAGUAUGACGACAACAUUGAGCGGAGGGAUCAUGAUGACUUCUCAACAACCCUCAUUACGGAAUCAAAAGAAGAGGGCAUCACCAUCAGCAACAACAACAUCUCCAAUGCAGAGUGGAGGAGUAGGCUCACCUCUACCAUCUUCAGCCACCUCAACACCCUCACCACUCAGUGCUCAUUCAAAAAAGUCUUCUUCUCCCAAUACACCUCAUCACGUUGGAAAAAUUGAGGAUGAAGAAGGCUAUGUAAGGAAUUUAUUGGAAAUGUCUCGCUCUCGGAGAAGAAAGAAGAAACAAGAAUUAUUGGAGGCUUUUCAACAUUUCCGAAGCGAAAUGACCUCGCGAGGAGAUGUACAACGGGAGGAGGAGGACUCUUACGAAAUUGAUGUUCAUGAUGAUGAAGCAGAUCAUUUUGAUGAUCAUCAACUCGAUGAUGACAUGAUGUAUAGAGAUGAAGGCUUGGAGGAUGAUCAUGAACACCUCAUUAAUCAAUUUGCUGAGCGCCACUUUGUUCUCCAUCCCCAGAAGGCAUCCUACGAGCCUUCCUUGUCUUCUUCAUUAUCCCACCCCAAGCAACACAAUGAACACUCUUCCUUCUCGUCAUGCCAAUCAUCACAUCACAACAAAGAAACUACUUCCUCCUCACCAUCUGAAAAUCAUCACUACUUUGCUCCUACUGUUUCUUCCGAAGUAAGGCGAGUAGCUACCAAUUUCGCUCACCAACAGUACAAACAUCUCUCCGACGAUCGAUCGUCCUACUUGUUGAAACGUAUUGAGGAGUUAAAGAAUAUGAAUAUUAAGGCCAUGUUAGAGAGUGUGAGUAGUAGGGAUACAUUCACAUCAAUACUGGAUGCUUCUGGUAACAAUAAUAGGUCAAACACGGGAAUGAUGACGACCUCCAACAAAUCGAGAAGCUCCUCUCCAUCUUCAACGAGCCAUUCCAAUCAUAACUUUAGCAGCAGGUUGGUCAAUGACGUUAAAUCGUUGCCCGUAAACAUGCCACCCUCACCCAAAGGGUCCAAGCAUUAUGAGCAAGAACGCCGAAAGAGAAUUGUAGCCAGGAACAAUUUUAAUUAUGAGGAGCAAGCUCGAGAGGAGUUGAAUUUAAUUCCUGAAGAAAUUCCAGAAUACUCACGAACGAGCUCACCUCAUCACAAAAACAAUGCUGGUACUAGCCCAUUCCAAAGAACCACAUCCCCAUUGCAGAGAUAUACUUUAUAUAACAGUAGUAAUAGCAUGUCAGCAAUGACGCCAACAGUGAGCUCCAAGUCACCCAUGAAACGAUCUUCAUCCUUACAUUGCUUGCCAAAUUCAUCAGCAGAUUCUUCUAAGGUUUUCACUCCUAGACCUGGCUCCUCCUCUCGCAUACGAACAUCAUCCUCUGCUCAGUCACCUUCUCGAUGCUCCUCAAAUAAUAUCAACAAUAGCCGAACCUCAUUCUCAGCAGCCAAUGCAACGACCUCACCUCAUCGCAGACUUCACUCUCAGAUUUCUACGAAUAGAAGCAACUUUUCAGACCAUGUCAACACGAAUUCGUCAAAAACUGGAAACAGAAAUGUAAAAUCCCCUCGUUCGGGACAUUCACCUCAUUAUCGAGCUCCUUCUAGAAACAACAAUAACAUUUCAAACACCAUCUCCACACCCAAGUCUAACAGAUUCAAUUCAAGAAAUACAUCAUCUUCACUCACGCACAAUGACAAUAUUCAAUUUGACCGACAAGAAAAGCUAAUACUCGAAGAAAUUUUGAACCUGGAUCAGCAGCUCAAUAAGAGCUCUGUAUUCAAGAAUAUAGUCUCCAAUUUGGACACUUCUUCUAACUUGGGAACAGAUGCUAACGCAGAUAGUGCCUCAUCGACGCCAAAAACUCCAAGAAAUGUAAGCCGAAUGACCAAUGGGCAUGCUUGUGACGCAAGUAAUGAUGACCAAAAUUCAUCAUUCACAUCUCUAAAUAGGAGUGGCAAUUUUUCGAACACUAGUGGUUUUUUGAACCCAAGGCCUUUCACACCCUCAAGCCGUGCAAGUAGCAGAAGUGGAGCCAAAACUCCAUCAAGUCAGCCCAAUUCCAACAGAACGCGACCUGCCGGCUUUGAUCCAAAAGAGCUUACUCUCGAAGAGAUUGCAAGAAAAAAUAGAGAAAAAUAUGCUCAUGUCAAACCAAAAGUGGUAUCUCACAGAGCUUCAACGCCACACAACGCUGGCACCUUAAUGAGUGCUGAUUCAACAUCGUUGGACGCUCAAAACGGAUAUGCAUCCAAGAUUAUCACUCCAAAACAACGACCUUCUUCUGCAUCUAGUAACAAGUCUAUUACAUCCAGCGGUCAACUAAACAACACAACAACCGAGCUAUCAUCGACUCCAAAGCGGUCAUCUUCUCUGUCAAAGAGUCGUUCAACAUCACCUCAAUCAACAACAACAUCAGUGAAUGUGAAACUGAGAAAUAUACUGAUUGAAAACGAUGAGUACAAGCGAGUUUGGGGAGAGAUUGAACGAGAGGAACUUCGUAUUUUAAAAUUCAAGACAGCACCAACCCUCAAUGACAAUACACCACCACAUCAACGUCCAGACAAGAGUUCAACGAUUGUAAAUAGUAGUGAGUCACCAGAUUUUCAACCAUCUCCAAAUGCUCCAUCCAAACCUGCUCAAAGCGCAAAUAACGGUAUAAACUCUGCAGUCCAAGCAAUGAUGGAUGAACGAAUACGAUCCAUUGAGGAAGGGCUCAGAAAAAUAGCUUCUUCCUAUGACUUGGAUAUCAUUGACGGCCGUGAGACUUGUCCAAAUUCAUAUUCUCGAGAGGACUACGCAACAGAGGAUCACAUAGAGGAUCAUCCACAUGAUAAAACCUUACUCGAAGAGAUGGAAUCGAAAUAUUGCAUUCUUCAAGACAAUCCUCAAAAAGAGACCCAGAUUAUUCAUAGUAACAAAUAUGUUACAGAUUCUGAACAAAUACACAAUAGUUUUGGAGAAGAUGAUGCAGCAGUUAAUUCUUCCAUUGAAGAAGCGGCAACCAUCAAACAGAACACAUCCUCUCAUGACGAACAUUAUGAAAUCCAAGAUGAGCAUCAAUCCGCUCCAUUUCUUUUGAACGAUCAUUCUAGAAAUUCCACCGCUCAGAAUGUGACCUGUAACGAAAGCAUGCUCUCUGUGAACGCCAGUCUUUUAUGUGAUCUUUCUCAAAUGCAAUCAAAUCCAGAUUUUAGAAAGUUUAUCAAUGAUAAACUCGACAAGAUUGAACGAGAAUGUACAUUGAGACAACAGCAACAACAACUUCAAAAAACAGUGUAA